AUGAAACAAUAUUGGGAAUUUAAAAAGAAUGAUUUAAUACAAAUAUUAAUGGUUGGUAUUCAACAAGGUUGUAGUGGGAAAGGAUUUGUUACGAAACUUCAUCAGAUUCUGUUCGAUCGUUGUCGUCAACGUGGAUUUAAACAUAUAUUUGUUGAAGUUGCAAACCCAGCUACAUAUUAUAUUUACACGAAGAAAUUCAAUGGAAAAGAAUUUGCAUCAAUUUCUUUAUCAAAAUUUAUCUCGAAUGAUGGUCGAAGACCAUUUGAAGGUUAUGAUGGCGAGAUACAGUUAAUUGUUUUUGAUCUAUAA
Molecule: messenger RNA, 309 nt
Organism: Rotaria sordida
Lineage: Eukaryota; Metazoa; Rotifera; Eurotatoria; Philodinida; Philodinidae
Source: the annotation of a GenBank genome assembly